UAUUUGUGACCGUUACUAGUGAGACCAGUUUUAUAAUCGUAACUUCAAAUGGUCAAUUUGGUUAAAACAGUUUGCAUGCAUAUGAUGGAUCAUAUUAGAAACGUUUUCAAAUCGUUGCUCCUGUUACAGUGCAUUCUGGGCCUGUCUGUAUGUAUCGCAGGAAAUUGUGAUGGGACAGUAGAAAGUGAAAAGAUCACAAGGACACAAUCUAAGUACAUUGAUGUCAUGCCUGGUGAUCAGGCUGUUAUGAACUGGACAUGGUGCAUCGCAGUGAACAGCUCAAUAACGGGCAUCAUUGUGUACAGAGUGACUCGUGAAAACUCACAAAUAACGAAUCGUGUGGUAUUGUCAAUGGAUGGGUCAAAGAAAGUACAUUAUCGCCGAGACAAUUCAAGGCAUGAAAUUUACAGUGUAGAAAUUGAGCCAAGUCUACAAGAAAAGGCAGUUUUUACUAUCAAUAACGUAAGCAAAUUGGAUAGUGGGGAAUACAGCCUGCAUGUUCGAAGAGUGGGAUAUCGUGAUCUUCAUAAUGAAAUCAACGUAAUUGUUAUUACUGACGAACCAACAGUCGCACUCCGUCGUUUGCGAGCAACAUCAAGAAUACAAGGAACAAAGUUGGUAUUAACCGGAAAUAUAACAGAUUUUCAGACCAGCCGUGUGCCGAUUACUCAGAGCCGUGUAUCAACGAAAAAAAUCCUCAUUGUUACAGUAGCUCUCCUUGCCAUUUUUUUCAUAUUAGUUUUGUGUAUAUUUUGCUGGAUGAAAUGCAGGAAGCGUGGAAACAAAGCUGGAAGCUCCGAUCAGGAUCUCCUGGUGCAUGAAAAAGCAGAACAUGUCUGAAGCUAGAUUCUUGAGCAUGCAUCACUGAGCUAUAUAAUAAUUC
Messenger RNA from Dendronephthya gigantea, 883 nucleotides. RefSeq lists its product as uncharacterized. Lineage: Eukaryota; Metazoa; Cnidaria; Anthozoa; Malacalcyonacea; Nephtheidae. The transcript has 3 exons. Bases 49 to 840 code for a protein of 263 amino acids. The record is from RefSeq and is a predicted model, not a curated record.